Hydractinia symbiolongicarpus is the source of this 2455-nucleotide messenger RNA. Its product is annotated as putative deoxyribonuclease TATDN2. The transcript is spliced from 2 exons. Bases 636 to 1574 code for a protein of 312 amino acids. NCBI's taxonomy places the organism in Eukaryota, Metazoa, Cnidaria, Hydrozoa, Anthoathecata, Hydractiniidae. Gene Ontology annotation, molecular function: hydrolase activity, acting on ester bonds. The record is from RefSeq and is a predicted model, not a curated record.
CCGCGCCAGCAAUUGCCGAUUGCCGGCGCUAAUUUCGAGGGCUGCAGAUCUGUUAACAUUUCACAUACAAAUCUAGACCUGUGUCACCCAAACCUUGAAUAUUUUUCUUACGUUUUCAUUGUGAGAAUUAAAUUAUGAAAAUAGAUAUAUAUGUGAAUUUGAGUUUUAUAACAUUUUUUUUAUGUUAUGUAUGUAGCAUAAUACCAUCCUAAUUACAUUACGUGAUUAUCUAAAAACAGCUCUAGCGACAAUCUGGAAACUCAGCUAGCCACAUAACUUCAUUGUUUUGACUAUCAGCCAUCCCUAAAAACAAGUGUGUGAAAAAGCUGAAAAGGACUGAGCGAAAAAGCCACCAUCAAAAGCAUCCUCUUUCUGUGAUUUGCGUCUUAAUUCUGUGAUGCGUUUUUGCCCAUGUGAGAUCCACUGGAAUUAUUUCUGAAGUCUGUUUUAUGAUUAAAAUGGCUGCAAUACUUGGCUACUUAACUUAGAUGGAGCUAGUAGCUGCUGGAAACACCAGCUGCUCUAAAAACAGACGUGACAUUAUGAAAACUUGUUGACGCGAAUUCAAUUAGCAAAGGGGAUCUGUGGAGAAGAGCAUAAAGCCUGUAUAUAUUCACGUUAUCCCCACAAUAUCAAUGGAGAAUGCACUUGUGUGUGAACAAUGCCAUUCUACAAAGCAUGUCAAGAUGGAUUGUCCUGCAUACAAAAUCACAUCUAAAUUUGAAAAUAAUGGACUUUCUUGUGGUUAUAAUUACAAACACUACGGUGUGCCAUUAUACGACACUCACUGUCAUCUAGACUAUGUGUUUGAUAGAUUCAAACAUGACAAUCUAUCGUUUCAAAAGUUUAUGCAAAAGGAAAACUUUCCUGACAACUUCAAGGGUUGUAUCACGUCAUUCAGUGACCCUGCAGCUUUUUCUAGUUUUGGAAUAAGUUCUGAUUUACUUACACAAGACGGUAUAUGGGGUACGUUUGGAAUUCACCCACACCAUGCUAAAAGUUAUAACCAAAGAAUUGAAGACAAUAUUAUCAAAUUUUUACAGCACCCAAAAGCAGUUGCUGUAGGCGAAUGUGGAUUAGAUUAUUCGUUUCGUUGUCCAAGUCCUAUUCCGGUACAAAAACGUGUACUUUUAAGACACAUUAAAAUUGCUAAGGAUUACAUGAAACCUUUAGUUCUUCAUUCAAGGGAAGCAGAAGAUGAUGUUUUUGAGCUGUUGUGCUUGGAAGGGAUGAAGAACUGGCCGAUACAUGUCCACUGCUUCACUGGUCAUCAUAGCCAGUUGCAUCGGUUUAUAAAUGAAUUUGAGAACAUGUAUUUUGGUUUUACUAAUUUAGUAUCAUAUUCAACAGCCACGACGACACAUGAAGUUGCUAAAAGUAUUCCUUUAGACCGGGUGUUAUUGGAAACAGACGCUCCCUAUUUUGUACCAAGGAGUUUACGUGACCGUGAGCAGUUUAGCCAUCCUGGCAAUGUGUUAUUUGUUGCUGAAGAAAUAGCUAGUAUAAAAAACAUUGAUGUAGAUACAGUUUUGGAGCAUUGUCGAAGAAAUGUAAGGAAACUAUACAAAAUAUAGACUAUAUAUAUACGUUUUAAAAUUUGUUUUAUAAUUUAGGGAUCACAUUGAGUAAAUGUAUAUAUUUUUUAUGUUUUGUUUUUCUUGUUUUUUUGGGAACGUCAGAAAUUUUCGCGGGCAUAAACUCCACUAAAUAUAUGAAUAGACUUUUCCUGGUCUUCUGUAUUUUUUUUGAAUUCAUUAUUAGCUUUAAAUUACUACUCACUCGCGUAUUAUUUUAAAAAUUUCAGACUUUAUCAAAUUUUUUUUGUGGCGGAAUUGUUUCAAAUCUUUUAUUCGUUUUGUGUCAAACGUUUUUGAAAACGCAUCAAAGAAAAUAAAUUUAGAUAAGUGUGUACCAGUACACUCUCGUGAAUAGCUCGAUUUUUGUUCGCGAAACUUUCUACUUUUAAAGUAUGUAUUCUGUUGUUUUUUUAUUUACUCCAUUUUUAACCUUUAUACAUUAUUUUUAUUAUUGUAACAUUCCUUUUAAGAAGACUCACACACAACAAUUAUUUUUCGCACCAUAUCUCCGCCUUAAGUUGAUUAAUUUUCGCAAACUUAUUUGUUUAUUUGUUAUUUUUAGUGUGUGCAAAUAAGGCGAAUGUUAGUGUAUGCGAGAAUUACUAGAAAUAACUAUAUUACGCAAAGCAUAAUAUAAUCGCAAAUUUUUAAAAAAAUAUAAUAUAUUCGGGGUGUUUUUCUCCGUUAUUUGAGUAAAUUGCUGAAAACUAAUACUGCAAGCUUUGCCAAUCUAUUUUCAUGGCGCUUCUUUACACGAAUUUUAAACAAAUCCACAACUUUUAGAACUCCCAAAUAUUACUCAAGGUGAUGUUCGCAAAAAUUAAUACUUGUUAAGAAAUCAAGUAAUGUCGAUAAUUUAUGGAAUUUUUAUCUCAGAC